Molecule: messenger RNA, 149 nt
Organism: Ambispora leptoticha
Lineage: Eukaryota; Fungi; Glomeromycota; Glomeromycetes; Archaeosporales; Ambisporaceae
Source: the annotation of a GenBank genome assembly
ACCCAGGGAUCCCAUUCGACGAGGUACUAGAAGCCUAUCCCGAAAAUUCCAAAUUAAUUCAGGAGUUAAAGACUCAAUCCUUCACAUUACCUAUUCCUUGGAAUAAUGCACUUAAAUUUCUAAAUAAAAGCAUAACAGUGGAGGCAUGA